Molecule: messenger RNA, 1056 nt
Organism: Abrus precatorius (Indian licorice)
Lineage: Eukaryota; Viridiplantae; Streptophyta; Magnoliopsida; Fabales; Fabaceae
Product: probable WRKY transcription factor 13
Exons: 3
Coding region: 138-842 (234 amino acids)
Biological process (GO): regulation of DNA-templated transcription
Molecular function (GO): DNA-binding transcription factor activity; sequence-specific DNA binding
Source: RefSeq, a predicted model, not a curated record
CUCGUUCCCAAGGUCUGAGAGAAACCCUCUAUUAUAUUUCUCACCAAACCUCUUCCUCUAGAAGGAUCACCAACUUCUAUAUAGAGAUUGUUUGGAAAGGUGUAGUUGGAAGAGGAAGAGAAAGAUCAUAAGAAGUGAUGUCAACAACUUCUCAAACUAUUGUUCACCAUAGCUUAUUCGAGGAACAAGAUCAGAACAUGACUACACAGAUGGGUUUCUUUCCCUUUCCAACAAACAUUUCCUUCCCUCCUUUGGGCUGCCAUCAAUCUUCUUUGAAAACCUUCAGUUCCAUAGCUCCUUCUUCACUUGCAAUAUCUCAAACUGAUUCUGCAUCCAAUCUAUCAGAAACCCUAUUCUCAACUACUCCUCAAAAGUCAAGAGCAGACCUCACUUCUAGCUUUGGAGGAGCUCAAUUUCUUUCCUUGCAUAGAUCGAGUAUAAAUCCAUGGGCAUUGGGAGAAGUGGCUGAUUGCUUUAGCGGUAAAAGAAGUGGGGUAGAUGAUCAUCAUCUAGGAAUUUCAGCCAUGAAGAUGAAGAAAAUCAAGGGAAGAAGGAAGGUGAGAGAGCCUAGGUUUUGUUUCAAGACUAUGAGCGAUGUGGAUGUGUUGGACGAUGGCUACAAGUGGAGGAAGUAUGGACAGAAAGUGGUGAAGAACACGCAGCACCCCAGAAGCUACUACCGUUGCACACAAGAUAAUUGUCGUGUAAAGAAACGCGUGGAACGCUUAGCUGAGGAUCCAAGGAUGGUGAUAACCACAUAUGAAGGGAGACAUGUUCACUCUCCAUCAAAUGAUCUUGAAGACUCUCAAUCUCCAUCUCAACUCGGUAAUUUCUUAUGGUAGGGUAGCGAACAUAAUAUUUAUAAAAUGUAUAUGUAAUUUGUUAUUGAGGGUGUGCUUUGUAGAGAUGAAAACUGAAUAAGUGUAGAGGCGAAGGAGUGAAAAUUGAAAAUGUUUCUGGUCAUGAUCGAAGCAUGCUCUUCUCCAUCUACAAGUCCAGUAGUUUUCAUCGCUUCCAAGCACACCAUGAGAGUGUGGUUGAUUUUUCUAGUUUUAU